Molecule: messenger RNA, 4076 nt
Organism: Colletes gigas
Lineage: Eukaryota; Metazoa; Arthropoda; Insecta; Hymenoptera; Colletidae
Product: ankyrin repeat domain-containing protein 12
Exons: 7
Coding region: 1187-3550 (787 amino acids)
Cellular component (GO): nucleoplasm
Source: RefSeq, a predicted model, not a curated record
CUAGUUUACAGGUGUUCAUAAUACGCCAUGAAAAAGAAUCAAAAUACAAAUGUCAUGUGUCUUUUUUUUUUUAUUUUACCGAUAAAUGGUGUCAUUUUCAAAAAUGGUACCGUUGUACAGAAAAUGACAAAGUUUAUACGUUUCUCCGUGCUACAUCAGUGAAUGUCUGUACCCUUCUACAGCUUUGGUUGGCGCAGGGCGCUCAGACACGCUCGGAAAGUAAGCAAUAAUGCGACUGGUGUGCUCAGCGCAGAAGCGGCACGUGAGGAAAUGCUGCCACGGACACAUGCUCGCAUACAGGAUAUAGAUAGAACGUAUAUGCAUUUUCUUAUACACAUGGCACAGUCAAUCGCGUGGUUUCGUGCAGUGUGAACCUGCGCACACAUUCGUGGUAUCACGGACGCUUGCAAAGCGCAGGAUCGACGACGCCGUUGGCGGGAUCAGCUUGGCUCGGAUUGGCGAGAAAGAGCGUUCUUGGCUCUCCGUUGGUGGGGCGACACGGGGAAAGGCGGAGCCAAUCGUCGACAUAGCGACGCAACAUGGCCUCUAGUUCGCGAGGGGCCGUGUUCGCGUGCACGUCGAGCACGUACGCGUACGGACUUUCCCCCGGCGGACCGACAGAUGUCGCCCUGACCAUCUUUGAAUCGUCAAGCUCGACGUGACAAUUGGUCCUACAAGGAAAAAAGAAAACCAAGAAGAAACCUGUUUUAUUACAAAAAAAAAAAAAAGAUAAAAAGUGAUCGAAUAUCAAUACGGUCAAAAGCAAUCGUGAGAGUAAGUUGAAACGAAAAAUUCAGUGCACACGAUAUAUCGAGUUUUAGAUGAUAACCAAGAGCGAUGAUAACCAAUUCGUCACAUUUUGAAGCAUCGAGACUCUCCUUGGAUAUUGUGAAAUCCUUCUACUUGCCGAAGAAGCCAGCUCCUGCCAACUGAUUAUCACUUUGCAACGUAUAUUACAGGUGCGAGUUCACCUGAUGACAGUACAACCGUUGCUCCCAAUAACCCAUGCUCUCCGGCUGAAACAAGCGCAGCAGCGCCGUCCAACGAGCAACAGGAACAGGAGCAACAACGGCAGCAGCAGCAGCUUUACCAACAUCACCAUUCUCAGUUUCAACAGCAACGUACAACCGGAAGUGCGUCAACCGCUGCACCACACGUUGCUGAGGAUAGUGGAGCCCCCUGUGAGAUGCGGAGGACACCACCGCAAAAUAAAGUCGAUAGAUCGGGAACCGGGCAGUCUGGAAGCUCGCCGAGGGUGACGCUUCGGCUCAACCAGGUGCGAGGGGCGAGGGAUGAAAAGAAAGGAGGGGGCGCUACUAACUCCCGUCAGGGUGGCAUGAACGCACAGAAUCAAAGUCAAAUGGAAACUUCGUCUAAGGCGUCGUCAAACGUCUCAGCGGUGACCGCGAAUGCCGCCUCGGGCUCGAGUACUUCUGGGAACACAUCAUCGUCCGCCGCCGACAGUGGCGACGUCUAUGAGUUCAAAAGUUCGAAGGAGCCGACACCGGUAAGAGGUUCGAGUUCCUCGCCGAACCCAAAUCUUGAAAAAGAUAAAGAUGGCAGCAAGUCUUCUGGCGGUCAAGGUGGCCCAAGCGGUGGUAACAAUACGUCCGCCGCCGGUAGUUCGACAUCUUCUGGCGAAAUAACAACGACGUCGGUCGCCACCGACGAUGCACCCACAAUUUCGGCUUCACCUUCGUCUAAACGUGCCUUCGAGAGCGAUAAUACCGACGAGCAGGAUGAAGAAAAUCGUCGGAAAAAACGGAAGGAUUCGGAGCCUACGAAAGAGAAUUCCAAAGGUGCAACAACCGGAAGGCAAAGUACCGGCAGGAAUGCUGCUAAUACGGGAGAAAAAUGUGCGAAAUCGGGUAAACAAGGAUCUGGCACGGCCUCUGGUAAAAAUAAUCAAAAUACAACUUCAAGCAAUGCCGAUAGGAAAAGUCCAAGCACUUCUUCGAUGGCAAGCAGUCCGAAACCUUCGAAUCCCUCUGGUUCAGCGACUAGUACCAAAACAACAACACCAGCACCUCCUGAAUCCGAUGGCGAAGAUGAUCGAUCAAAAGGUUCGGAUUCUAAUUCAGCUCCUAAAGUGCCACCUUUGAAAAUAGUUAUUCCACAAAGUACUACAUCGGAGCAAGAACAAGGUAAUAGAAAUGGGAAAAGCACGUCGAACAGAAGUCAUCAGCUACCCUACGUAGUGGCAAGUUCGAACAGCAAUGAUUCAACGGAUAAGGAUCAAAGUCAGUCUGCCAGUGGUACGACGAGCCCUACAGAAAGUGGAAAUAGUACUAAAAGCGAGGACAAGAAAGAUUUCAGCGGUGCUUUACACGGAGAAGAGAGAUCGACGCAUCAUCAAAGAGUACUCAGAAGCUCGCAUAGAUCUGGUAAUGGCGGUAAUGGCUCAGCAACGUUGAAGGAAACAUCUGCCUCUGCUGGUAACGGAAACUAUUCGAACUCGUCUCCGCUACCAGCAGCUGCCUCGACGGAUCGUUCGAAUAACUCGUCGCCGCAACAACGGCAUCAUUCGCCUACGCCUGAAACGACUGGUUCCGAAUCUAAUAAAACUAGUUCGACGGAAGCUGCGAGUAACAGCACCACUUCGAAGACGAAUGUUAUUGUGGAAAAAUCGGAAAAAAAUACCGAAGCCAGUGGCAAAAGCCAGAAAGAUAACGGCACAGAGAAUUCAGAAAGCGCCUCUGCAAGUACCUCAUCAACUACGUCAAACGUAGGUACCCCAGCACCACCUGUCGAGCUGCAUCCCAGGAAAAGAAAAAUGAAACCUAAUAAAGAAGCACAAGCUGCUACGGCUGCUUCUAACGAAGCAUCUGAAGCAACUAAUACGGGUCCAGAAGUACAUCCACACGAUCAACCCAUCACUAAUUGUUAUCAAUUAUUCCUCAAUAUUAGAAAACAGAUUGAACGAAGAAGAAAGGGCCUUUUUCCAGUUCAACCAAAGCCACCUCAGGGAUUCAAGGACUAUUUAAUGAAUCGUUGUACAUACGUUUUAGCCGGAAAUGCGAAUAAAGAACCGAACGUUAAUCCACCGGUUGGAUUGCAAGGCGCUAUGAAGGAUUUGUACGUUGAACAAGAAAAGGAGAGAUACCGUCUCAGAAUGCAGCACGUUGUUGAAAAAGAGAAAUUAGUUUUAUCGGUGGAACAGGAAAUUCUUAGAGUACACGGUAGAGCUGCUAGGGCUCUUGCUAAUCAAGCCUUACCUUUUUCUGUAUGUACCAUAUUAAAGGACGAAGAAGUUUAUAAUGUUAUUACUCCGGAACAAGAAGAAAAAGACAGAAAUGCGAGGAGUCGAUACAACGGCAGAUUGUUUCUGAGUUGGUUGCAAGAUGUCGAUGACAAAUGGGAAAAGAUCAAGGAAGCAAUGUUGCUCAGACAUCAUAAUGAGGCUGAAUCGUUGCAUGCUGUGCAGAGAAUGGAUUGGGAAUGGAAACUGAAGGAAGUUGGACUAUGUGAAUUUAAAGCAACACCUCAGAUAGAAGACAUUCAUGUUCCAAUGGUACAUGUUUCGGACGACUUUGACUUGCUCCCAGCUUAGUGUACAGUGAUUAUACAGUUGACUUGGUAACUCUUUUGCUCAUACCUUUGAAAUUAUUUCGAAGGUGUGUUCACUAUAAUCUGUGAUCUCUCUAACAACGUAUCCGCCAAUCUUUUACGAUUACUCGAUUAUUUUGUAUCAGUUCUGAAAAUACUAUCACACCUGGAAGAGAUUGUUUAGGAAACAAUUUGACUUCCUAAUUGGAUUACUUUAUCGUGUUUAUACUAUUUUUGGCUCUUCAAAAUUGUUCAUAGCCUAAUUUAUUCCCAAAUUGUGUAUUUGAAAUAAUGAAGAAGUAAAGUUACAAAUGUUGACUAGAGAUUUGUAAUACUUCUUACAAAGAUAAUAAUUAGGAGUACAAAUCUCAUCCGUGUUAAUAAUUUGAUACUGUAUUUUGCAGUACUCAAUGUCUAUAUGAUAAUGUAUUGUAUAUAUUUUGUACCUAGACCCUUGUAAUAGACUUUUAGACAAUGUAUAAAAAUUUUAGAUUAAGAAGUUAUGUAAUAAAUGAAACUGCUUCAAACUU